This is a messenger RNA of Nicotiana attenuata, 1776 nucleotides long. Its product is annotated as L-cysteine desulfhydrase. The record is from RefSeq and is a predicted model, not a curated record. Lineage: Eukaryota; Viridiplantae; Streptophyta; Magnoliopsida; Solanales; Solanaceae. The transcript has 2 exons. Bases 229 to 1587 code for a protein of 452 amino acids.
ACAAGAAAAAGUAAAAAUUGCUGAAUUGUUGUUUUCAUUUCUCUUGGAAAAAUUGCGGCAUUACUGUGUUGCCAAAAGGCGACGUCUCUAUCCUCUAAAAUAAGAGAACAUUUUGAAAUGUAGCAGUGAGGUACCUCCAUAUCCUAUCGCUCGUCUCUUUCGGGAAGCCAAAACCCUAACCCUAACCCUAACCCUCAUUCUCAACCCCAAACCUGUUGAUUGAUUCUAAUGGAACCGACUAACGACGAUGACCACAGAGCUAACGGCUCCGAUCACAACCAUUUAGCCAAGAGACCCAAGCUAUCCAGCUCCGCUCUCAUUACGGACUCCGAAAUACGAGCAGAGUUCGCCCACCACCAAUCGGGAAUAGCUCGUAUCAACAACGGCAGCUUCGGUAGCUGUCCGUCGUCCAUCAUUGCAGCUCAAAAGCGUUGGCAGCUCCGUUUUCUCCAGCAACCCGACGACUUCUUCUUCAAUUAUUUACAAAAGCGGAUUCUUCACUCUCGGACGAUUAUCAAGGACCUUAUAAAUGCUGAACACGUGGAUGAGGUGUCUCUUGUUGAUAACGCCACCACUGCCGCCGCUAUCGUCCUUCAACACGUCGGCUGGGCCUUCGCUGAAGGCCGUUUCCAGAAAGGAGACGCCGUCGUCAUGCUCCAUUGCGCUUUUCAGGCCGUUAAGAAAUCAAUUGAGGCUUACGUCACCCGUGCUGGUGGUUCUGUGAUCGUUGUUCAUUUGCCGUUUCCUCUUCGUUCGGAAGAAGAGAUUGUUGCCGAGUUUCGAAAAGCAUUGGCCAAGGGAAAAGCCAAUGGGAAAAAGGUUCGAUUGGCCAUCAUUGAUCACAUUACAUCAAUGCCGUGUGUUGUUGUUCCUGUGCGUGAUUUGGUUAAGAUUUGUAGGGAAGAAGGCGUAGAGCGGGUGUUUGUCGAUGCUGCCCACGCCAUUGGCAAUGUUCACGUGGAUGUUGAAGAAAUUGGAGCUGAUUUUUAUGUAAGCAACUUGCACAAGUGGUUCUUUUGCCCUCCAUCAGUUGCCUUUUUGUACUGUCGUAAAUCGCCUGUAUCCCCUGAUCUACAUCAUCCUGUGGUGUCACAUGAAUAUGGUAAUGGACUAGCCAUUGAAAGUGCAUGGAUAGGGACGCGAGACUACAGCUCGCAGCUAGUUAUACCUGAGGUGUUAGAAUUUAUAAAUAGGUUUGAGGGUGGGAUUGAGGGAAUUAGGAUGAGGAAUCAUAAUGCUGUGGUUGAAAUGGGGCAAAUGUUGGCCACUGCGUGGGGAACAGCGCUUGGUUGCCCUCCUGACAUGUGUCCAAGUAUGGCAAUGGUUGGUUUGCCUGCUAGCCUUGGGAUUCUCAGUGAUAUUGAUGCUUUAAAUUUGAGAACUCGUCUGCGCGGCCAUUUUGGGAUAGAAGUCCCAAUUCACUACCAGGAAAUAAAAGACUUCCAGGAUGGUGAUGGCUGUGUUACAGGAUAUGUUCGGAUUUCUCAUCAGGUUUACAAUACAGUUGAUGACUAUCUAAAGUUGAAGGAUGCUAUUCUUCAGCUUGUGCACGAUGGAGUUACUUGUAAGAUGCUUAGCCCAGUAUAAGAGGAAUUCUGCAGAGAGUUCCUUGAUAGGUUGUUUCUCUAGUUUGGUUCAAGUUUUGUUCUCUGGAAAAACAAAUUGUAGAUGUUUUCCUGUUAUCGAGAAUAAUCCUUGUACGAGAAGAUUGUAAGCUAAUAAAUGCCUAUUAUUGUUUCAGUUUGGAGUUAGAAUUAUGAUUGUAUUUCUAUGUUA